AUGCGGCGGUGCCGGGGUGCAGGGCUGGCGGGGCUGGCCGCGGUGCUCCUGGUGGCAGUGGGCAGAGCCCAGGUGCAGCAGGAGCCGUCGGCAGAGACCACCGAGGGCACCGGCAUCAGCAUCAGCUGCUCACACCCCAACAUACAGACCAGAGACUUCAUCCUCUGGUACCGUCAGCUCCCGGGCCGAGGCCCCGCAUUCCUCGUGAGCGGCACUAAAGGGUCCAAAGAGCUGCGGGACCCUGCGGGGCGGCUGUCGGUGGCGGCAGACCGCCGGUCCAGCGCCCUGUGGCUCGCCCGGCCCCGGCGCGGGGACGCGGCGGUGUAUUACUGCGCCCUGGGAGACACGGGGAGAGGAGCCGGGGCUGCGGCCGGGCAGGAACCGCGGCGGGCGGGGCCGGGCGUGUGUGUCGGGGGCGGGGGGACAGCCCCGGGCGGGCCCGCCAGGGGGCGCUGCCGCUCCGCCCGCCUCGCCCCGCCCGGCCCCGCCCGGCCCCGCCCAGCCCCGCCCGGCGCUGAGCCCCGGGGCUGUUCCCGCAUCGACCGGCACCGCCACCGCCACCGCCACCGGCUUCAGCAUCAACCGUGGCAGCGGCAUCACCAGGUCCCCCUUGGGGUCAAUGCCUGGGCUCAGCCCCUCUUCUCAUUCAUGGCUGCUGUGGAUCUGUGCUCCUGA
Messenger RNA from Gymnogyps californianus (California condor), 675 nucleotides. RefSeq lists its product as uncharacterized. Gene Ontology annotation, biological process: response to bacterium. The record is from RefSeq and is a predicted model, not a curated record. The transcript has 2 exons. NCBI's taxonomy places the organism in Eukaryota, Metazoa, Chordata, Aves, Accipitriformes, Cathartidae. The coding region runs from base 1 to 675 and encodes 224 amino acids.